AUGGUCGAAAGGAUUCACCGGACCCUAAAGGCGGCGCUUAUGUGCUCGCCCGCACGCUGGCCCGACGCACUACCGUUAGUGCUUCUUGGCCUACGCAAUGCCUUCAAAGAGGACCUGCAGGCCUCACCGGCGGAGAUGGUCUUCGGUCGAACCCUCCGUCUACCAGGAGACUUCUUUACUUCGAGCAGCCCACCGGCAGACCCAACAACCUUCAUCGGACAACUGCGCACAAUAAUAAGGGACCUAGCUCCCGUACCAGCGGCGGAUCACUCUGUGCACCGGCCUUUCACCUUCAAGGACCUGCGUACCUGCUCUCACGUAUUCCAGCGCAUCGAUGCUGUCAGGAAACCGCUGCAACCUCCGUACACAGGUCCGCACCGUGUCGUUUGCCGCAUUAGCGAGAAGGUAUACGUCAUCGACGUAAACGGUACCGAAAGAUCCGUCUCAACUGACACGCUUAAGCCGGCGUACUUGAGCAACACCAACAUCGCCCCUCCUAAGCCAGCUGCAGCAACGCUAGUUCCUGCACCCGUUCAGACGCCCCCUCAGCCACCUGCACCUACGCCCCCACAAGCACCGCACUCCUUGCUACCUGGGGAAGAUGAGGAAACACUGCCACCGCCCUUAGUUACGCUGCAAGACACUUCACCCCUGCCGACACCAGAAGCCUCAAGGAUCAGACACCGGCCCAACAUCCUUCGUAAGAUCGUCAGAUUCCGCUCGCCUCCGGCGUUCGGUCCAGAGGAGGGAGUGGCUGUGGCGUUCCGCACGAGGUCGGUGCUGACACCACUCGAGAGACAACGACGGCAAGAGGCGAGCCAACUUCCCGCUUGA
Molecule: messenger RNA, 834 nt
Organism: Phymastichus coffea
Lineage: Eukaryota; Metazoa; Arthropoda; Insecta; Hymenoptera; Eulophidae
Exons: 1
Coding region: 1-834 (277 amino acids)
Molecular function (GO): nucleic acid binding
Source: RefSeq, a predicted model, not a curated record